Molecule: messenger RNA, 668 nt
Organism: Rosa rugosa (rugosa rose)
Lineage: Eukaryota; Viridiplantae; Streptophyta; Magnoliopsida; Rosales; Rosaceae
Product: ethylene-responsive transcription factor ERF098-like
Exons: 1
Coding region: 105-536 (143 amino acids)
Biological process (GO): ethylene-activated signaling pathway; regulation of DNA-templated transcription
Molecular function (GO): DNA binding; DNA-binding transcription factor activity
Source: RefSeq, a predicted model, not a curated record
UCAUUGCAUGUCACUACCCAUAUUUUGCCUCCAGAAGUUGAAAUCAAGUUAUACUCAAAGCUAGAGUGCUGGACUCUUGGUUACUCUGCAUUGAGACAUAAACUAUGGAGGGGAAGAGAGAGGAGAACAAGCCGAAAGUAAGAGACCAAACCCGGUAUAGAGGAACUCGGAGGAGGCCAUGGGGCAGGUAUGCAGCAGAAAUUCGGGACCCUACGAGAAAUGGGGCACGUCUAUGGUUAGGUACAUUUGACACGGCCGAACAGGCAGCAAGGGAUUAUGAUCGAGCUGCUUUUCGUCUUCGAGGGAAUUUAGCUAUCCUCAACUUCCCAAAUGAAUACCAAUACCAUAACUCAUCAACCAGCUCUUUCGUCGCAUCAGAUUCCACCUCUUCAUCAGCUGCCAUUUCUUCUGUUGCUGCUGAUGACAAUGGGAAGCCUUUCUGCAAACAAGAAAGUGAAGUUAUUGUGUUCGAGUAUGUGGACAAUAUGAUCUUGGAGGAGCUUCUUGCAGUUAAAGAAGAUACACAUGGAAACUAAGGAAAACAUGAGUUUUAGCUUGACUGAUUUACAUCAUCAUUCUUCUUUACUUUCAAAUUCGAUAACGAAAAUCACAAUAAAGGGUUUGUAAGUUUGUUGCUGUAAUUCAUUUACCUUGGUUGUGGGUGUGAC